This is a messenger RNA of Tetrahymena thermophila SB210, 2247 nucleotides long. RefSeq names its product vacuolar H+-translocating inorganic pyrophosphatase. The record is from RefSeq and is a predicted model, not a curated record. Gene Ontology annotation, biological process: proton transmembrane transport. Gene Ontology annotation, molecular function: diphosphate hydrolysis-driven proton transmembrane transporter activity; inorganic diphosphate phosphatase activity. Gene Ontology annotation, cellular component: membrane. The transcript has 2 exons. NCBI's taxonomy places the organism in Eukaryota, Ciliophora, Oligohymenophorea, Hymenostomatida, Tetrahymenidae.
AUGAUUUCUGCUGAAAUAUCACUCAUAAUCAUUGGUAACUGCUGUUUAGUUGGUCUCCUCUACGCCAUCUACAACGCUAUCGCAGUUGCCUCUAUUAAGGUUGAAAAGAAGUUCACUUCUUCCGACAUUAAUAACCAAUUCGAAGAUAACAUCUAACCCCACAACAUUUACUUAUUGAAGAAGGUUGCCAAGCAUAUUGAAGAUGGUGCUAACACUUUCCUCUUCUAAGAAUACAAGUAUAUCUUCGUUUUCUCAUUCUUGAUGGCUAUCGUUAUUUUCUUGGCCGUUGAAGAAAAGAUUGGAAACUUCUGGACCACUGGUGCCUUCUUGUUGGGUUGUUUCACCUCCAUGUUAGCUGGUUUCAUUGGUAUGAGAGUUGCUGUCUUCUCUAACUACAGAACCGCUUUUGAAGCUGCCAAGCAAAUGUACAAGGGUUUCUCCGUUGCUUACAGAGCUGGUUCAGUUAUGGGUUUCUCCUUGACCUCUUUGGGUUUAUUGACCAUUACCGUCUUAAUCGCUCUCUACACCAACAUGUACGUUGGCAGCGAUUACUCUGACUACACCAAGAUGUAUGAAUGCAUUGCUGGUUAUGGUUUGGGUGGUUCAACUAUCGCUCUCUUCGGUAGAGUCGGUGGUGGUAUUUUCACUAAGGCUGCUGAUGUCGGUGCUGAUUUGGUCGGUAAGGUUGAAAAGAACUUACCUGAAGACUCUCCCAAUAACCCCGCUACUAUUGCUGAUAAUGUCGGUGACAACGUUGGUGAUAUUGCUGGUAUGGGUUCUGACUUGUUCGGUUCUUUCGCUGAAGCUACUUGUGCUGCUUUGGUUGUUGGAUCUAGCUCUCCUACUUUCUACUACCAACCUUAAGCUUUAUACUAUCCCUUGCUCAUCACUGCCUUCGGUAUUAUUGUUUCUAUCAUUACUACCUUAUUCGCUCACCACAAGGGUAACAACGACCUCGCUGCUGUCCAAAAGACUCUUUCCAUCCAAUUACUCGUUUCCACCCUCCUUGCCACUCCUGCUCUCUGGUUCGCUGGUUACAUUUCUCUUCCCGACAGAAUCUACUUCUUCGGUAUUGAAGAAAGAGCUCCCAUCCACGCUUUCUACUGCAGUUUGGCUGGUCUCUGGUCUGGUAUGAUCAUUGGUUACAUCACCGAAUACUACACUUCUUACGAAUACUCCCCUGUUAAGUAAGUUGCUAGAUCUUGCUCUACUGGUGCUGCCACCAAUAUCAUCUAAGGUUUGGCUCUCGGUCACCUCUCUACCAUUAUCCCCAUUAUUUUCCUUGCUAUCACCGCCUUCAUUUGCCACACUCUUCUUGGUAUGUUUGGUAUUGCUCUUGGUGCUCUCGGUAUGCUUUCCACCAUGGCCGUUGGUCUUGCUAUCGAUGCUUACGGUCCUGUUUCCGACAAUGCUGGUGGUAUCGUCGAAAUGUGCGAAAUGGGUCAUGAUAUCAGACAAAGAACUGACUAACUCGAUGCUGCUGGUAACACCACUGCUGCCAUUGGUAAGGGUUUCGCUAUCGGAUCUGCUGCCUUGGUCUCCCUCUCUUUAUAUGGUGCCUUCAUCACUAGAUCUUCUGAUCCUAACAACAAGCACGGUAUUAACCCCGAAACUGGUGUCAAUGUUAACAAUCCCCUCAUUUUCUCUGGUCUCUUGAUUGGUGCUAUGUUACCCUACGCUUUCUCUGCCCUUACUAUGAAGUCUGUCGCUAAGGCUGCCUAAGAAAUGGUCACUGAAGUCAGAAAGUAAAUUAGUGACAAUCCUGGUAUCCUCACUGGUGCUACUCCUCCUAACUAUGAAAACUGUAUCAAGAUUGCUACUGCCUCUUCUAUUUCUGAAAUGUUCCUUCCCGCUACCAUCGUUAUCGGUACUCCCUUCGUUGUUGGUCUCUUCUUCGGUCCUACCGCUGUUGCUGGUGUUUUACCCGGUAUUUUGGUUUCUGGUGUUUCUAUGGCUAUUUCCAGUGCUAAUGCUGGUGGUGCUUGGGAUAAUGCCAAGAAGUUCAUUGAAAGUGGUAAAUACAAAAAUGAAGAUGGUUAAACUGUUGGUAAGGGUUCUGAUGAACACAAGGCUGCCGUUAUUGGUGAUACCGUCGGUGAUCCCCUCAAGGAUACCUCUGGUCCCGCCCUUAACAUUCUUAUCAAGCUUUCUGCCAUUUUCUCUUUGGUUUUCGCUAACUUCUUCGACAGUACUGCUUUAUUAUAAUGCACUUUCUCUCCUAGAUCUACUGGUUGCCAAGCUGCUUGA